Messenger RNA from Malaya genurostris, 1679 nucleotides. RefSeq lists its product as uncharacterized. NCBI's taxonomy places the organism in Eukaryota, Metazoa, Arthropoda, Insecta, Diptera, Culicidae. The transcript is spliced from 4 exons. Bases 487 to 1581 code for a protein of 364 amino acids. Gene Ontology annotation, cellular component: mitochondrion. The record is from RefSeq and is a predicted model, not a curated record.
AAGUAGACUGCUUUCAACAACCUUUUUCAGCUUCAGUUUCAGCAUUUCUAGAUGGUUUUAGCUAAACAAUAACGUUUUUUAGUUUUGUUAAUCAACUUGUGAAUAAACAUUUGGUUAUGAACCACAGCGAUUCAUUGAAAAACUUAUCUCUAUUUUGCAGAUUUACGUAUCCGGUUUAACAACGUUCGUUCGCACACAUAGCACUCCUCGGCUGUUCCAUAUCCAAUAUUGGAUAAAUCAUUUGAAGCCUGCAUCGUUCCUCAGUCAUUGUUUAGCUCACGACAGCGUUGGAUGUGACUCGUAUCAUUGGCAGAAAAAAAAAAAAACAAACUUCUCACUCACAAUUGACAGUGGAAAAUUACGAGUAACCCGGCUCGUUGAAGAUAAUCGAUAAUAAAAACAAGGUCAAGUCGGUGGGAAGUUCAUCAAACUAUUGGAUAGCAAAUUUAUACCAGUGCACGUAGUUUCGGGAAAAAAAGGCAGAGUAUGGCGCAGCAAGUGCAGCAAGUUUUCAAAGCAGCCCUCAAGGUCACGGGCACGGGACGAUCGAUGUCAACCGGCGUUAUGGGACCGGCGAUCGAAGGUAACUUCCCAUCGAAGCGCGGUCAAGGUCUGCAUGUUUCCGUUCAGCGGGACUAUCCGGUGGCUGCCGUAUUGCCUCUGCCGGAUAACAUUGACCCAACCGAGACGACUCGGUUUUCCCCGCAACGUUCCCGGGAUAUCAAUUCGUCGGCUAUUCUCACGCAUCAAUCAUCGUUCGAUGCUAACCACAUCGAUGUUACCGUGGACAGUUCGUAUAAGACGGUCAACCAUGCCGAUCCCCACAUCCAGUCGUACGAUUGUCGCGGUGCCGUCAACUUGAAUUCCGCCAUGCAAAGUAAUGUCCCGAGCCCAUUCGGUGGAAUGCAUAAGUUUACCCAUCUCAACAUGCCGGGAGGAGGUUGGGCACAGGAAGGCAAAUAUUUAGCCCAUGAUUUGCACUCAUCCCACUAUACCAAUUUGCGACAGGAGGUACGCUCCGAUUGGUCAAAUUAUGAGGAUGCCCCACAGAAAGGUACUUUAGGUUUGCUAGAUCGGUAUUAUAACAAGUUACUUCUGCAGACUAACAUUGUACAUAAUAAUAGUUGCGUUAGAAAGUUUUCAAUGAGCACCGCUCUACUGACCACGAAAGAUGCUCCGAAAGCUAAACAAAUGACUGAGGAACCGGCAUCUGACGAGCAGCGAACAGAGCCGAUUCCCAUGACGCGGAAGGAACGCCUCAAGAAAGCUGUCAAGGAGUACGGUUCCACCGUGAUAGUGUUUCAUGUGGGAAUCAGUCUAGCAUCCUUGGGUGCUUGUUAUGUUUUGGUAUCUAGCGGAAUAGAUAUUGUAGCACUGUUGGAACGUUUCGAUUGGGCCAAUUCAGUACUCGCUAGUAAAACCGGUGCCGGAGCAGGAACGUUCGUGAUCGCAUACGCAAUCCACAAGGUUUUUGCACCAGUUAGAAUAAGCAUCACCCUCGGGGCAACUCCCUUCAUAGUUAGGUAUCUACGAAAGCGUGGAGUUUUGAAAUCACCCCCGCCUGCGAGCGGGACUAAAUGAAAAAGGUUUUUUUGUAGAAAUUUAGAAAAAAUGUACCUUAUAUAAAAGUUUGAUGAUGCAUCAUGUAUAAUACAAAUAUGUUUUAUAUCGCAAAACAA